AGCAACGGCGCUGGGCCGCGGCGGUCGCGCAGGUGAGGCCGCGCCCGCAGCUCCUCGGUACCGCUCGGUGCCGCUCGGUGCCGCCGGCCGAGCUCUUCCUCCGCGGGGACGAGGCGGCGGACCGGCGCGGCGGGGCCGCUUCGGGUGUGCGGUCCGCUCGGGCCGCGUUCCGCUGCCUCACGCCCUCGGGCAGUGGCCGCGGGCACGCCCCGGGCUGGGGUGUCCUCUAGGCCAAGAAGCGACUCCUCCUGCUGAAGAGAGGAACACAGAGCCCUGUUCCUCUUAGCUGGCUGUGCUGCAGCACUUUGCUGAACUCCAGGUAGUCCCUCUGCCCCUUCCUGGAGUCUCUGUGGAAGGACCAUGGAAGAAACUGAGGAGGAAAAAAAGGACGAGGCUGAUUAUAAAAGGCUUCACAGUUUUCCUCUGAUUAGGCACUCGGACAUGCCGGAGGAGAUGCGCGUGGAGACCAUGGAGCUGUGCGUCACAGCCUGUGAGAAGCAUGCCACCAACAAUGAGAGCGCUGCCAAGAUGAUCAAAGAGACGAUGGACAAGAAAUUUGGGUCCUCCUGGCAUGUGGUGAUUGGGGAAGGUUUUGGCUUUGAGAUUACCCACGAGGUGAAGAACCUGCUGUACAUGUUCUUUGGUGGCAGCCUGGCUGUGUGUGUCUGGAAGUGCUCCUGACCCCUGUCCGGGUCCCAGACUUGCUGAAUACAAGAGAUUUCUUCCUGCUUUUGACAAGUUUUGUAUGAUCUGGAGGUGGGGCUUUAUUUUUAAUACUUAAAUGUCAAGAUUUCUUUUUUUCAUACUGACGUAACAGUUCUGUGGGAUACAUAAAGUUGGUGCAUUUGUGUGUGUAUAAACUUGCUAAACUGUCCUGUCCUUGCUUGUGGGAUUUCUCAUCUGUCUGUGGCUCUUUCCUUGGUGUUUGAGCUGGAGCAGGAGGGAAGUGAGGAAUAGGUAAUCUCACAACACACUGAACAGCAGCGCUAGCAGGGGAAAGCGAAAGCAAGAAGGUGCUCUCUAGCCCCAUGGUUUUUCUUAACUGCCCUUUAUUCCACAUAGCUUUCCUCGCUUUGCUUUUUCUGCUACCAUGCAGUAUGGCUCUGACCAGCACCUGUCUUUCCCCUCUCUGGAUGCUGCUUACACAUUCUUCCUUUCUUCUAAGAUGUCUGUGCAGACCUGACAGCACCGAGGGUCUCCCUUCAGGCUGUCUGUGGAGGUGUGAGCCACAGGGAAGCAGUCCCAGCUUGCCCUUCCCUGCUGUUUUGGGAGGGUACAACAGCUGAGCUGCCUGGGUGUAGGAGGUUGCUAUGCAAACUGCCCCCUCCUUUCUCACCCACAGCAUACUGAGACAGCAUGAAAACACAGGCGGCUGACGAUGCCUGAGGAGUGGGUGAGAGCUCUUUUUAAGGCUCAAAUGCCUCCCUGUCAGUUCCUGGGGGUGUUGCAAGUGCUGUGUACUUUCAGCAUCUUGUUUGGAGGCUGACAGAGAAAGGAGGCUCCAUGUGAAAUAUAACUUGGUCAUCAGAAACCUAAUGUCUUUCUGGACUUGCAUUCUUUUAGCCCGUUUCAUUUUUUAAAGCUGUUGGUGUUGGAGGAUCGAAUGAGUGUAACUAUGUUACAUGUAUGGCCUAUUUAUAAAACAUGGGGAACUGUGUUUUUACAAUAAAAGUUUAGUAAAAUGUC
Motacilla alba alba is the source of this 1686-nucleotide messenger RNA. It is a transcript of the gene DNAL4, whose product is annotated as dynein axonemal light chain 4. The record is from RefSeq and is a predicted model, not a curated record. Gene Ontology annotation, biological process: microtubule-based process. NCBI's taxonomy places the organism in Eukaryota, Metazoa, Chordata, Aves, Passeriformes, Motacillidae. Gene Ontology annotation, molecular function: dynein intermediate chain binding; dynein light intermediate chain binding. The transcript is spliced from 4 exons. The coding region runs from base 361 to 681 and encodes 106 amino acids. Gene Ontology annotation, cellular component: dynein complex.